AUGUCCCAGCUCUUAUACAAAUACUUCUUGAAGAAGACAAACUUGGAUAGCCUUGUUGCUAUGGGUCCCACGUCGGAUCCAUACUUUGAAGAAAUUCCAGAAAAUGACUUGCACUUUUACCAAAGGAAAGGCGCCAAGCGGAGAAGAAAGCUUCCAGGAUUCAUCCCGAAACACGACUUGAAAGUGUUGGAAUCCGUGAAGAGAAAGGCAUAUAGAUUGGACUUGCAAUUGAGUCUCUGUGGCUUGCGGAUUGGCUGGGCAGGUAUCAUUGGCUUAAUUCCGUGGAUUGGAGACUUCAUUGCUAUGAUGUUUGCGAUGCAAUUGUUGAGGAAAGCUGACCAGAUUGAAGGUGGUCUUCCUCCACUGUUGCGUAGGAAAAUGCAAAGCAAUAUCGUCAUGGAUUUUGGAAUUGGCUUGAUUCCUUUGGUUGGAGAUUUCAUCAAUGUAUUGUACAAGUGUAAUCUGCGAAACUUUGUGUUGUUGGAGCAGCAUUUGGUACAUAAGUACGAAAAGCUAGCGGCGGUCACCACCAAACCUCUGACGAAACAUGACGCGAGGCCGGAAGUGAUGGUGUGA
This is a messenger RNA of Sungouiella intermedia, 576 nucleotides long. The record is from the annotation of a GenBank genome assembly. NCBI's taxonomy places the organism in Eukaryota, Fungi, Ascomycota, Pichiomycetes, Serinales, Metschnikowiaceae.